UACAUCACCACCCAUGGCCACUUCCAAAGUGUACCAAUGCCUCUCGUGCCGCGUAAAAAAUGUCUCCCUGGAUGCGACCAACUCGACUUCGCGCCGAGCCUUUAGCACCACUCCCUCCCAGCAACGCCGAUUGCGCGACGGUGUGAGAGCACCGCAAGCCGAGAGCCUUGAAUCCAGUCUGCGUCCCUAUACCGCGCGCGAAAAGAGACUUCUUGCGCUCAAAUACACUCGCGAACAAAUGGAGGCCAUCCGAGUCGGAGAAGAAGCAAUUCCAUCUUCAGACCUGGUGGAACAGGGCCGUCUGCGAACCGACCCCAUGCGAAUAGACUACAUUGACGACUUUGCCACGAUCCGUCCUGUGGUCGAUGCCACAGCUGCUCAACUCGCAAAAAUGAACAGCCGUCGACUGAAACAAGGCGAACGAUCCACUCUCGGCGCAGCUUUCCGCAAACACGGCCAGGGCAAUAACGCAAACAAGACUCGCAAAGAAGACCAGGAAGACUCUGAUCCUCACAUGCUGCGUCUAUCCCAGCAGAUUGGUCUCGGCAAAGAUGCAAUCCGCAAAAUACGAGUCAAGACCCUCGUUUCUCAUCGUGUGGUCAAUCAAACACGGAUGGGGAAGAUCCAGAGUUUGUAUUUCUUGACUAUUGCGGGGAAUCAAAAUGGAAUGUUGGGCAUUGGGGAGGGCAAAGCCGCAGAAGACGAAGAUGGGAGGAGACAGGCCAUGAUGAAUGCCAUUAGGAAUAUGAAGCCCAUUCCCAGAUAUGAGGAGCGGACAAUCUUUGGAGAAGUUGAAGCGAAAGUUGGGGCUUCUGUGGUGAAGUUGAGUGCGAGACCGCCUGGCUUCGGCAACCGCUGUCAACAUCUCAUCUUUGAACUCGCACGAGCUGCUGGAAUCUCGGAUCUCGCCGCCCGAACACCUCGCUCACGGAACAAGAUGAAUGUCGUCAAGGCAGCUUUUGAAGCUUUGACCAACCAGCGUCUACCAGAGGAUGUCGCGAGGGCACGGGGGAAGAAGAUGGUGGAUGUGCGUGGUGUGUACUAUGGGGGACUUGUGCAUUAACUCACUAUGAGGGAGAGAAACCUUUGUACAGAUAGAUAAUGGGGUGAUGGUAGGCUGCAGAGCUCUCUGUACUAAAGAGGGAGUAUAGAGAUUGCAACAAGCCUGCGAGUAGAGUAACUCCGUAUGAAAUCC
Sphaerulina musiva SO2202 is the source of this 1195-nucleotide messenger RNA. RefSeq lists its product as uncharacterized. The coding region runs from base 14 to 1063 and encodes 349 amino acids. Lineage: Eukaryota; Fungi; Ascomycota; Dothideomycetes; Mycosphaerellales; Mycosphaerellaceae. Gene Ontology annotation, biological process: translation. The transcript is spliced from 2 exons. Gene Ontology annotation, cellular component: ribosome. The record is from RefSeq and is a predicted model, not a curated record. Gene Ontology annotation, molecular function: RNA binding; structural constituent of ribosome.